UUAUUUUCUUUCUUCUAGGAAAUAUUUAAAAGUAAAGAGACCGGACAUAAAUAAAACAACUGAUAUAGGGUGAUUUGACUGGUUUCCCAUCCCCCGGCAAAAUUUUCCUUUUCUCUAGGGUUUGCUAUAGAUCUCGGUUAGUCUUCCGCUGAUAAUCAACAUUCACUUAGGAGGAACCGAAGAACAAAAUGAGACGAUUAAUGAACAAGCUAGUGUCCCGCUCUCUCUCUGUCGCCGGCAAAUGGCAGCAACAGCAGCUCCGCCGUCUCAACAUUCACGAAUAUCAGGGUGCUGACUUGAUGAACAAAUAUGGAAUUAACGUGCCGAAAGGAGUUGCGGUUUCUUCCAUCGAUGAAGUUAAAGAAGCAGUCAAAUCUGCCUUCCCCAAAGAAAAUGAGUUGGUGGUUAAAAGUCAAAUUUUGGCUGGUGGAAGAGGCUUGGGGACAUUCCAAAAUGGUUUUAAGGGUGGAGUUCACAUCGUUAAGGCUGACCAGGUUGAAGAUAUUGCUGGGAAGAUGCUUGGCCAGAUACUUGUUACCAAACAAACUGGCCCCCAAGGCAAAGUUGUCAGCAAGGUUUACCUGUGUGAAAAAUUGUCACUUGUGAAUGAGAUGUACUUUGCUAUCACUCUGGAUCGUAAAACUGCGGGUCCGCUUAUAAUUGCCUGCAGCAAGGGAGGAACCAGCAUUGAAGACCUUGCAGUGAAAUAUCCUGAUAUGAUUAUUAAGGUACCUGUUGAUGUCUUCAAAGGAAUUACUGAUGAAGAUGCUGCCAUGGUUGUUGAUGGUUUGGCUCCCAAGGUUGCCGAUAGAAAUGAUUCUAUUGAACAAGUGAAGAAACUAUAUAAGCUUUUCUGUGAACGUGAUUGCACGUUGUUGGAAAUCAAUCCUCUUGCUGAGACUUCUAGCAACCAAUUAGUAGCUGCUGAUGCAAAGUUGAACUUUGAUGAUAAUGCUGCCUUUCGUCAAAAGGAGAUAUUUGCUCUCCGUGAUCCAUCACAAGAGGAUCCUCGGGAGGUUGCUGCUGCCAAAGCUGAUUUAAAUUACAUUGGGUUGGAUGGAGAAAUUGGUUGCAUGGUGAAUGGUGCAGGGUUGGCGAUGGCUACAAUGGAUAUAAUUAAAUUGCAUGGAGGAACUCCUGCCAAUUUUCUGGAUGUUGGUGGAAAUGCUUCUGAAGGCCAGGUGGUCGAGGCAUUUAAAAUUUUGACUUCUGAUGAAAAAAUGAAAGCCAUUUUGGUAAAUAUAUUUGGAGGAAUAAUGAAAUGUGAUAUGAUUUCAAGUGCGAUUGUCAAUGUUGCCAAACAGAUGAGAGUUCUCUUUGAAGCAAGUUUUAUGUCUACAUUGUGACAGAGUACUCGUGGUCACUAGCAUUUUUUCUUACUGUAUAUGUCGUGGGAGCUAGAAUUUUGGUCUUGUAAUCCGUGUGAUUUUAGGUGAUAUUUUUGCUUUAAAUUCAUUUAGUUAGUUUAACUAUCUAGAAGUGAGAAUUCACAAGAGAAAUUUUUAAGGCACCGAAAAUAAAGUGGAAGCAACUCAAAAAUAAAGAAGCAAUGAGAAUAGAAAAUGCCAUAAGAAAACAAUACAUACGAAGUGUUUGAGUUAAUACUCUCAAAGUAUUCUAUUACUCAAGAAUGGGGUACAAUGAUAUAUUUACUAAUGAGAACACUUCUAUUUAUAAUUAAACUAUUCUAAAUCUAAUGAUAUAGUUUACUUUACAUUCAUUGUCGAGAUAACACCAAUUUAUAAUUGAGAUUCUUAAGAGAUAUACACAAUCUUCUAAGAAUACAAAACCAAAGCUUUUAAAAUUACUUUUCAUAUUUACCAUAGCAAUAUUAGUUUUUCUUAAGUGUUUUAUUGCACCACCAAGAUUUCAAGUAGAUUGGCUUCUUUAAAUGUUUCACGAAUCGAGUUAGUUUAAGUGGGUUGAAUGAGUUUCAUUUAAUCAAUUGACUUUCAUGAUAUGCUUUAUUUGCAUCUGUCAUGGGUUUGAAUCUGCGACCCCUGAAAUUCUUCCUCACCCAUUCUCAUAAUGUUCUCAUUGUGUCCUUAGAAUGAUACUUAUUUGACUCGUCUUGGAACUAUUUUAAUGUUUUGGUUGUUUUCCAAUUAGUCUCUCUAUCGGGAAGUUUCACCCCUCGGAACAUUUGCCUCGACUUUCACUAUCGCUUAACUUGAAUCAUUCCUUUACUUGGUACAUCUCAUUUGCACGAGUUCACUGCUUUUACUUGCUCCCAUUGUGACUUGCAUCGAUCAGGGUCCCCUUGAUCUUCACAAAUAGGCUUCAACACACUCAUAUUGAACAUUGAGUUAACUUUGAAUAUUGCUGCUAAUUUUGGUUUGUAAGCCUCUCGACUUGCCCGCUUCAGAACUCUAAAAGGGUUCGUGUAUCUUUGCCAAGCAAACGAUAAGUCAUAACAUAAAACACUAAAAGAAAGUGGUUAAGAUGUAUCUCACUCGUCACAUUUACUUAUUUUGUCACAUGUACUUAUUUUGACUAUUCAGUUUGUAUCACUAUUUUUCCCACUAAGUUUGGUGCAUUAUUCACCUUUUUCAUAAGAGGUAACCUUAUUAAUAGCUUAAUAAACUUCACAUUGGUUUGCCACACCUCUAGUUUUUCUAAAGGGGUUUUCGUAGCACUUCAAUCUACCGAGUCAAUGUUCUUUCCACAAUGAACAUUCUCAACUAAUUUGGUUGUUGAUAAUACAUUGGUUUCAUCUUAUUCAUCACGACUCAUUGGCACUAUGCUUCGUCGUUGGUGAAUAUCCAAGAUACAUAGACAAUCGACAAAAGAAACUAACAGAACAUUAAUCCGGUUAAGGAAAUUCAAGCCAAUCACAAAGUCGUAAUCAUCUAAAUGAAUUACCUUGAAAUUUUCUUUAUUUUUUUACUCGUUGAUUUGUAGCUCAAUUGUUUAUGCUACUCCCACAGUUGGAAUCUCUUGAAUUCUUGAUCAUUUUAGUCGAUUCGCUAACUGUGAGAUCAAGUUUACUUACGAUUUUCUUCGAUAUUAACAGAUCAAAUGCCCUUGUAUCAACACGAGGACUCCUGUUUUGACUUGCAAUGUUGAUGUUCACAAAUAUGAACCCUUUCUGCUUGCGAUCCUUCUUCGUUUUCGCAGAAUUGAGUAUUGUUGAUCCAAGUCUUAAUACUAUUUCCUCAUUGGGUCACCAAGACUUCAAGUAGUGAGCUUUUUCACAUGUUCCAUGAAUCAGGCCACAUUAAGUGGAUCGAGUAAGUCUCAUUUAAUAAAUUGAUCUCUAUGGGAUGCUCUAUGUGCAUUCAUCACAAGUUUUGAUCCGUGGCCCUUAACAUAUGCAAGUGAAUCAUCAAGGAAAACCAAACUGUUAGAAAUUUAUGAAGUUCCAAGUAGGAGUGCCUUUUAGAAUAUAUAUACAUAUAUAUAGGAAUCUAGACAAUCUAUUUUUUUAUUGUUUCCAUAAUCCAUGUAAAAGGCAUUGACUUUUGUUUGACCUUGUGUUAUAGGUAGCCCUAAAAGUUCCUGUGGUGGUCUGUCUUGAAGGUACCAAUGUUGACCAAGGAAAGAGAAUUUUGAAGGUAAAUUGGAAACACGAGUCUUUUUUCUUAUUGUUUCUCAUCUUUCACAACAUUGAUGAGUUUUUCCUUUUAAUCGAGGCCAUAAUCCCUUGUAAAAUUGAUAUAUUUGCCGCAUUUACUCUAGACAGUUGAUACGACCUCUUUCUUUGAUUUGAGAUAAUAUAGUUUGGAAAUUGUGUUAAA
Molecule: messenger RNA, 3737 nt
Organism: Gossypium raimondii (Peruvian cotton)
Lineage: Eukaryota; Viridiplantae; Streptophyta; Magnoliopsida; Malvales; Malvaceae
Product: succinate--CoA ligase [ADP-forming] subunit beta, mitochondrial
Exons: 10
Coding region: 189-1346 (385 amino acids)
Biological process (GO): tricarboxylic acid cycle; succinyl-CoA metabolic process
Cellular component (GO): mitochondrion; succinate-CoA ligase complex
Molecular function (GO): metal ion binding; ATP binding; succinate-CoA ligase (ADP-forming) activity
Source: RefSeq, a predicted model, not a curated record